CAACAACAAUGGCAGAUUGUAUUGAAGCGCUACUCGUUGUGGUUUUGCUCUGUCGAAACGAAAUGGAACAAAUGGUACAAAUGGGACGACUUUACUACCAACUUCACAGUCGUUUCAUGCUACAUUCAAGACUUCUUUACAAUCAUCAUCAUCAACUUCAACGACGAUCCGUUAGGAGAAAGAAGAUCAUGUUGAAGCUGGCGGAAAGGCGGAUGCAGAGCUCAUUUGCCGAAAUAUCUGGUUUGGAGCGUACUGUGUCGGAACCACCACUACCGUCGGCGUGUAGCUCCCCAGUGCGGAUGGAAGGGUCUCCUCUUACGGCAAGCAGCUCUUCCCAGGAAUGUCUGGUGAACCUAAUCCAGCCAGUGGGCCGAAACAAACAGGUUAAAAGGAAGCGGGAUUCGUCAUCUGGCCUUCUGAGUUAUAUGGAGAAAAGUGACGUGAGGGAUGAAAGGCUACUGGAGCAGGGCCAGGUGAUGCUUCAGGAGGUGCAUACUGCCAAUACUGCCAAUGCUGACUUCCUAAAGGUGUUCAGCAAAAUUGAGGAGAACAGCCACUCAAUGCUUGGCUUGGUAGACAGGAUUGUGAAGGUGAUGGAGACCAACAAGCGCUGACUUUAUUUUUUGUAUGUAAAUUGUUCAUACUUUUUUUGUUCAUACCUUUUUUCAACACACAUUCUUUUUUUUUAACACAUUAUUAUAGUAUAUAAAGUAUAUUCUCCACACGUUUUUUGAAUAAAUCUUGUUUAUAUACGAAUAUUGUCCAUACUUGUCUUU
This is a messenger RNA of Trematomus bernacchii (emerald rockcod), 776 nucleotides long. RefSeq lists its product as uncharacterized. Bases 9 to 614 code for a protein of 201 amino acids. The record is from RefSeq and is a predicted model, not a curated record. NCBI's taxonomy places the organism in Eukaryota, Metazoa, Chordata, Actinopteri, Perciformes, Nototheniidae. The transcript is spliced from 4 exons.